Messenger RNA from Chenopodium quinoa (quinoa), 4720 nucleotides. RefSeq names its product protein NAP1-like. Gene Ontology annotation, biological process: cell projection assembly; cell migration; cortical actin cytoskeleton organization. The record is from RefSeq and is a predicted model, not a curated record. NCBI's taxonomy places the organism in Eukaryota, Viridiplantae, Streptophyta, Magnoliopsida, Caryophyllales, Amaranthaceae. Gene Ontology annotation, cellular component: SCAR complex. Bases 337 to 4359 code for a protein of 1340 amino acids. The transcript has 24 exons.
CACAUUCACAUUUUGGAAAGCAAGACACAAAAAACGUUAUUGGAAAAUCUCCUCACAUUCUUAGCAAAUGGUAGGUAGAAGGUACAAUGAAAAUACCCAAAUUAAAUACCACUAAUCUAACAAAUCCUUUCAACUACUAGCACUAAACCUCUGAAAUCUUGAAGCUAACUCAACUAAUUCAACGAACUUCGCACUUGCUUUUCGAUGUUCAUCAUCUUCCCGGCUAUUCUACCAUCGAAUUUCUCACAGCAACAUUGUCAAAUUCGAUCUGAUCUUACAAUAAAAUCUAAGACCUCACCAGAAAGUACCGUAGUAUCCUAGCUUUCGAGCUCUAUAAUGGCUUCUCCAAUGGCGUUGAGGAGCUUUAAGAGUAUGGGACCGGAGGGUCAAGCUCAGACUACUCAAAAUGCUGGAGGGUCUACGAAGGGUUUGAAUAUACAGUAUGUCGUACAACUCACUGAGGUUGGGGAGGGUCUCAUGGCGAAAAUGUAUAGACUCAAUCAGAUUUUAGAUCAUCCAGAUAUGGUCAACCAUUUGUUCUCGGAGUCUUUUUGGAAAGCUGGUGUGAUUCCUAAUUUUCCAAAGAUAUGUACAUUGGUCGCAAGGAAGUUCCCGGAGCAUACCAGCAGAUUACAACUUGAGCGUGUUGAUAAAAUUGCUUUUGAUUCAUUAACAGAUGGUGCUGAAGUUUAUCUUCAAAAUUUGGAGCCGUGGGUUCAGCUGCUUCUUGAUUUGAUGGCAUUCCGAGAACAAGCGUUACGACUUCUGUUGGAUUUAAGCAGCACAGUGAUUACCUUGCUGCCUCAUCAGAACUCAUUUAUACUACACGCAUUCAUGGAUCUAUUUUGUUCAUUUGUUCGAGUGAAUCUAUUUUCUGAAAAGAUACCUGGGAAAAUGAUGCUGCAGAUGUACAACCUUUUACACGGAAUCUUGAGGAAUGACCGUGAUUGUGAUUUUUACCACAGGCUGGUUCAAUUUAUAGACUCCUACGAUCCACCAGUCAAGGGGCUUCAGGAGGACCUGAAUUUUGUCAGUCCACGUAUUGGAGAGGUUUUAGAGGCUGUUGGGCCUGUUAUAUUUUUAUCAGCAGAUACUCGGAAGCUUAGAAAUGAGGGGUUUUUGAGUCCCUUCCAUCCUCGAUAUCCAGACAUACUUACAAAUUCUGCUCAUCCCAUGAGAGCUCAAGAUCUAGCAAAUGUUACAUCCUACCGAGAAUGGGUGCUUCUUGGAUACCUUGUUUGUCCAGAUGAACUUCUGCGUGUAACCAGCAUUGACAUUGCUUUGGUUGGUUUGAAGGAAAGCUUAGUUCUCACUUUGUUCAGAGAUGAGCAUAUAUUGUUGCAUGAGGAUUAUCAAAGAUAUGUGUUGCCACGCAUAUUGGAAUCAAAGAAGAUUGCAAAGGCUGGUCGUACAAAGCAGAAAGAAGCAGAUCUUGAGUAUAGUGUGGCAAAGCAGGUUGAAAAAAUGAUAAGUGAAGUGCAUGAACAAGCAUUGCUAUGCUGUGAUGCAAUACACCAUGAAAGGAGAAUACUUCUAAAGCAGGAAAUUGGAAGAAUGGUUCUCUUUUUUACUGAUCAGCCUAGUUUACUGGCUCCCAACAUCCAGAUGGUGUUUUCAGCUUUGGCAUUAGCUCAGUCCGAGGUGAUAUGGUACUUUCAGCAUGUAGGAAUUAUGUCAUCAAAGUCUAAAGCUACUACUCAUACGCUACCUGUGGAAAUAGACCCUACUGAUCCAACUAUUGGAUUCUUAUUAGAUGGAAUGGAUCACCUUUGCGGUCUAGUUCGCAAGUAUAUAGCAGCAAUCCGAUGUUAUGCACUAUCCUAUCUGUCAUCCUGUGCUGGUAGAAUUCGUUUUUUGCUGGGAACUCCAGGAAUGGUGGCACUGGACCUUGAUUCAAACUUAAAAGGACUUCUUCAGAAGAUACUUCAGCACCUGGAAAAGAUACCAAAACCACAGGGUGAAGACAUCUCUGCUAUCACUUGUGAUCUAUCUGAUUUGCGUAAAGAUUGGUUGUCAGUGUUAAUGAUUGUCACUUCCUCUCGGUCAUCCAUAAAUAUAAGACAUCUGGAGAAAGCUACUGUUUCUACUGGCAAGGAAGGCUUAUUAGCAGAAGGAAAUUCUGCCUAUAAUUGGUCCAGAUGUGUUGAUGAACUUGAAUUACAGCUUGCGAAGCAUGGAAGCCUCAAGAAACUGUAUUUUUAUCAUCAACAUCUUACAUCGGUUUUCAGAAACACCAUGUUUGGUCCUGAAGGACGUCCUCAACACUGCUGUGCAUGGUUAGGUGUUGCAAGUAGUUUCCCAGAGUGUGCUUCUCACAUUGUUCCUGAGGAGGUUACAAAAGUUGGACGAGAUGCAGUUCUUUAUGUUGAGUCUCUAAUUGAGUCAAUCAUGGGUGGGCUGGAAGGUUUAAUCAAUAUUCUUGAUUCCGAAGGAGGAUUUGGUUCUCUUGAGAUGCAGCUUCUUCCAGAGCAAGCAGCUGUCUACUUAAAUUCUUCAACAAGGCAUUCUAUCCCAACAAACAAAUCCCCUAGAGGACUACCUGGAAUGCCUGGCCAGGAGAGUUAUCCUGAAAAUAAUAAUUCUAUUAAGAUGUUAGAAGCUGCCAUGCAGAGGUUGACAAAUCUUUGCUCUGUUCUUAAUGACAUGGAGCCCAUAUGUGUAUUGAACCAUGUAUUUGUUUUGAGAGAGUACAUGAGGGAAUGCAUUCUUGGGAACUUCAGAAGGAGACUGCUUUCAGUUCUUAAGACUGAUAAUGACCUUCAGCGUCCUUCUGUCCUGGAAUCUCUAGUUCGCAGGCAGAUGAGUAUAAUCCAUCUUGCGGAGCAGCAUAUCAGCAUGGACCUAACCCAUGGUAUCCGGGAAGUUUUACUUGCAGAAGCCUUUGCUGGACCAGUAUCAUCCCUUCAUUUGUUUGACAAACCCAUCAAUCAACAUACAGGGUUAGCCGCUGAAACAAUUUGCAACUGGUACAUUGAAAACAUUGUAAAAGAUGUAUCAGGAGCUGGUGUCCUAUUCGUGCCUGCUCACAAAUGUUUUAGAAGUACAAGACCCAUUGGUGGAUACUUUGCUGAGUCUGUAAGUGACUUUAAGGAAUUGCAAGCUUUCAUUCGUCUAUUUGGCGGUUAUGGAGUUGACAAGUUGAAGCAAAUGAUGAAAGAGCACACUGCUGCACUUUUAAAUUGCAUUGGAACUUCAUUACGGUCAAACCGUGAUAUCUUGGAGGCUAUUGCAGGAAGCUUGCACGCUGGUGAUCGCAUAGAAAGUGAUGCUAAUACAAAGCAGAUUGUGGACUUGGACACACUGGUUGAAUUUUGUGUUCAAGCAGGACAAGCCUUGGCCUUUGAUCAGCUUAUUUCAGAUGCUGCUGGUGAUGUACUCAAGGAAGAUGCACCGUUGAUAUAUUCUUUGCUGGAAGGGAUUGUGCCACAUUUGCCUAUGGAAGUUCCAGAAAAGACGGAUAUCAGGAGGAUGAAAGAGGUGGCAAAUAGCAUAGGCAUCAUGGGUGAUCAUGAUACAGAAUUUGUCAGAUCAAUAAUGGAAGACAUAGGGGUUGGAAAUGAUAAUUCAUGGAACUUGUUGCCUUAUUUAUUUUCUGCUUUCAUGUCAUCAAAUGUCUGGAAUACAACAACAUUCAAUAUUGAUACAGGAGGUUUCAAUAACAACAUCUAUUGCUUGGCAAGGUGCAUAAAUGCAGUGAUUGCUGGAAAUGAAUAUGUCAGAAUGGAAAAGGAAAAUCAGAUGGCAAAUGGCCACGUUGAUGAGAGUCUGCAAAGUCAGAUGCAGAGCUCAUUAACAGCUGAAGCAAGUGCCAAGUCUACUUUGUUGCUAUUUGUAAAAAUGUCAGCUGGGAUGAUUUUGGACUGCUGGCACGAAGCUAACAGAUCCGAUCUAGCACCCAAACUUGUAUUCGUAGACCAGCUGUGUGAAAUUUCUCCUCAUCUCCCAAGAAGCUCACUGGAAGCCUGCAUCCCAUAUUCUAUUAUUCGCUCAUUAUAUAAUCAGUACUAUGGGAAUUCUUCGUCAUUGCCAUUGACUUUACGAAAUUUAUCAUCACCUCGAAGCUCACCUGGAGUAUCUCUCAUGCAUAAUUCUCCUGCAUUCCGACACCUCAGAAGUGAUUCAACUCAGCCGUAUUCUGAUCAGUCAGGAUAUUUCAAACAACCUUCAAGCCAGUCAUAUGAUGCUGAUAGUGGAAGUAUCCAAAGUAAUGAUCGGAGACACCGAAGAGGUUCUGGGCCUUUAGAUUACAGUUCAAAUCGUAAGGUGAAGUUCAAUGAGGGAUCAACCUCAGGAAGCACAGGGCCUAGUCCUCUUCCAAGGUUUGCUGUGUCAAGAUCUGGUCCAAUAUCAUACAAGUAGGAAGAUAAUUUUGUCUAAUGGUUGAUUUGAGAUGUAUUGAAGUAUCAAUGAUUAGUGAACUACAGCGUGUUUUAGAUUGCUGCCAUCAGAUAGAGCUCCUCAGGCAGAAACCAAGUCUGCGCAGCUGUAAUUUCUGUACUAUUAUCAACUGAUCAUGUUAACUGAUACGCAGCCAUUGUAAAUGUUGAUGGGCUAUACUGAAGUAGGAAGGAGGAACUGAGGAAGGGUUAAUUUCCACCUUGUAUUUAAAAAUUUCUCCGUAGAUUUGUUUAUUACAUUACCGAGUUUGCAGAAAUUACCAUUGUAUGCACCAUGUAAUUUUGAGCAUUUUAAAUCUUAUUCAAAUUGGUUUUAUUCUUAA